Messenger RNA from Lizanozyma spartinae, 522 nucleotides. It is a transcript of the gene HFL2, whose product is annotated as negative cofactor 2 transcription regulator complex subunit. Gene Ontology annotation, biological process: negative regulation of transcription by RNA polymerase II; transcription by RNA polymerase II; positive regulation of transcription by RNA polymerase II. The transcript has 2 exons. Bases 1 to 522 code for a protein of 173 amino acids. The record is from RefSeq and is a predicted model, not a curated record. Gene Ontology annotation, molecular function: transcription coactivator activity; transcription corepressor activity; protein heterodimerization activity. NCBI's taxonomy places the organism in Eukaryota, Fungi, Ascomycota, Pichiomycetes, Serinales, Debaryomycetaceae. Gene Ontology annotation, cellular component: negative cofactor 2 complex; nucleus.
AUGAAAAGAAUGGCAGAUAUACGGAGUUUAAUGAACCCAGAAGAUACCCCGGUAUAUACUACCAGCGAAACAACAGUAAAUGUUAGUGCAGUGUAUCCUACCACUAACACUACUAUCACAACAACCACAGACUCGGUUACCCCUCCAGAACCACAACCAGAAUCUAGUUCUACUACUAGUGCAUCUGCAGAUAAUGGAGGUUCUAAUGAAGUUGGGGUGUUAACUCCAGAAACCAUCAUGAGAUCUUUUGAACGUAUAAAGACACAUUUCCCCGCUGCAAGAAUCAAGAAAAUCAUGCAAAGUGAUGAUGAGAUUGGUAAAAUAGCACAGGCUACGCCCGUAGUGGUUGGAAGAGCAUUAGAGAUAUUUAUGGCCAAUUUAGUCGAACUGGCAAUGCUUGAAGCUCGAAAACAACGUGUUAAAAGGGUUGGAGCAUCCCAUAUUCGUGCUGCCAUCGAAAAGAACGAACAGUUUGAUUUCUUGGUUGAUGUUGUGUCGAAAUACCCUCCUUUGAAAGAAUAA